Molecule: messenger RNA, 3501 nt
Organism: Hippoglossus stenolepis (Pacific halibut)
Lineage: Eukaryota; Metazoa; Chordata; Actinopteri; Pleuronectiformes; Pleuronectidae
Gene: ptpdc1b
Product: protein tyrosine phosphatase domain containing 1b
Exons: 9
Coding region: 567-2645 (692 amino acids)
Biological process (GO): cilium assembly; protein dephosphorylation
Molecular function (GO): protein tyrosine/serine/threonine phosphatase activity
Source: RefSeq, a predicted model, not a curated record
UGAAAUGUUACCUGAUGACAAUAAAUGCAUCAACAAGUAGAAUGUGGUUAAGAUCAUUGAACAGUCCAGCAGAAGGGACUGGGGGGUGUGGUCAUAGUGUUAGUUUUUGUUGAGGAGUGGGAGCUCUGUUUUAUACCCAAGCAGUAAUAAGAUUAGCAGUCUAAUCCAGGAGGAGUCAGGAAUAGAACCACACUCCCCCCACAAAGAGCACAGGGUGGAAUACCGUGCAUGGAGGUAAUCACAGAGAAACACACUCUGCAACAUUUCUGCACAUUCUUUUCUUUCUUCAUUUGAUCCUGGUGAGUUGGAUGGGGAGUUGGCAGUGGAUCCUGUGGCUACUUGUUAUCACCCCACCCCAUUGAACAGAGAUAAUCUGAGACCAAUCAAAUCAAGCGAAGCCACGGGAUUGACUUCCCAAAGACCUCGAGAGGGAAAGACAACGUCAGAGGCUGAUGUCAGAAAUGUUGGCAGCCGCCGCUCUGAGCCACUUGUCUUCUGAGAUGGUGGUCACAGGCACCUCGUCCCACUUACAACAGGCUUUGCUAUGACUGUGGAUGUCAGCCUGAAUGACUGCUCACAUGGCUCUCCAGGCAAAUACCAGAGGUGGAGCUCUGAUGGAAUACCUCAGAGCCCCCAGGGCCAACUACACAAUAGUAGGAGAAGCUAUACGUUACGUCAUCCCUGCUCCUAUGCAAUGCUCCAUCGGCUGCGGAGGUCACGCCUGCAAGUAUGACAACCCGAGUUAUUGGAGUGAUGACCAGCAAGCUAUAAAAGGCCUCUACUCAUCCUGGGUUACUGAUCAUCUUCUUGCUAUGUCCAGACCCUCGACAGAAAUCAUUGAGAAAUAUGACAUUAUUGAUCAAUUCAGAAGGAACAGUAUUAAAACAGUGAUCAACCUACAGAUACCUGGCGAACAUGCCAGCUGUGGAAACCCUCUGGAGCCAGAGAGCGGCUUCUCAUACCUCCCGGAGGUCUUCAUGGAGAACAACAUUUAUUUCUACAAUUUUGGCUGGAGCGACUAUGGAGUGGCCAAUAUCACCACUGUGCUGGACAUGGUGAAGGUCAUGGCCUUCGCGCAGCAGGAGGGAAAGACGGCAGUUCACUGUCACGCUGGUCUCGGCAGAACAGGUGUGCUGUUAGCAUGUUUCUUGGCCUUUUCCACCAGGAUGACUGCUAACCAGGCUAUUUUGUAUGUGCGAGCUAAACGCCCCGGUUCUAUCCAGACCCGAGGUCAGCUGCGUUGUGUCAGAGACUUUGUCCAGUUCCUUGCCCCUUUGAGGAGUGUGUUCUCCUGUGCCGAGCCUCGGUCCAACCCAGUCACCCUGUCGCAGUACCUGCACCGCCAGAGACACGUCCUGCAUGGCUACGAGAGGAAGGAGCUGCGGCACCUACCAAAGAUCGUCCGGCUUGUGUCGAGACUUCUGAAGGACAUUGCAGAGAACCGACAGGUGAUCGAGGAGGACAUUAUAGAGGCCCCUGACAUUUAUGACAUAGAGAUGACUCUCAGCGUCAUUGAGAAGCUGGGCCCUGAAAUGUUUGCCAAGCAGCCCCGCUUACCUGGUUCGCCCACCUUACCCAGGCAUUUCCACGAGCCGCCCAUCUUCUACCACCGCAAAAGUCUGAGCUACAGUGAGUCCGACUUGAGACGACUGGGCUCGGAGCUCAACCUUCUCACGCAACCCCUCAGAUCCCUGUCGCAGAAAAAUGUAGAAAAGCCUGUCGCACCCCAGCGUCAGGACAGGAACAGCAACAUGUCUGAGGUCUCGCACGGCUCAACAGGCUCACUGUGGCAAGUCAAGAACGUAGAAAACCAAGAUGGAUCCAUUCUGUUGAGGAAGGUCCAACAGGAAUACAUCCAGCGCAGCGGGUCCUUUAGGAACAAGGAAUCUACCCAGAAGGGAACCAUGUUGUCCAGGUGGAAGGCAGAGCAGAGGGAGGAGUUGGGGAUGAAUGGCACGAAGCCUCGAGAUAGAAAGGAGGAGCAAUCGGAGAAGUCGGAGGUGCCCUACAUCACUCUGCAGACGGAGUUGUCCCUGGACGCCAGGAGGCUGCUGGUGGCACAGGCCCUGGCAGUGGAUCUGUUUCUCGAAGGGGAAGAACAGCACAAGAGCAAAGUCUUAGCCUGGCAGGCAGAGCUGAACCAAGGCGGUGCGUGGGAGAGGCUGUUAAUGGAGCGGGACCCCUUCAUCCUCACCGGGCUCAUGUGGGCUUGGAUGGAGCAACUUAAAGAGCCGGUCAUCUCCGUCCAGGCCGUCAAAGCCCUGAACCCUGACAACCCCGAUCCUCAAACUGUCCUCAACACACUCGACCAGGUCAGAGGUGACUCUGUGCUGAUUCACACUUGUAACAACAGCAAUGCAACAAUUCAUUCUUUUGACUCCGCCCUCCUCGUCACCUCUUCCCAGGCUCCUAGACAGACACUACGGUGCAUACUGGACUGCAUGGCUAACCUGUUGAUGAUAUCAGAAGAGGUGGAAAAUGCAUUCCUAAAUCGAACUAUCAAAGCUUUCACCUGGGUGGAGAAUAACUCAGAGGAGGGGAGGCAAGUAUUCGAGACCAUGACUCCAGUCCUGAGGUGUGUCCUCGAAGACACCAGAUUUACGAGAAUGGACGAAGAUGAGACACUCUCGUCUCCCUUCGCUUAAUCAUAGGACCAGUUAUGUAUGUGUGGUGCACUCUGACUCCAUGUGGAGGCAAGAAAGAGGAAAGGGAAGCUUUUUGUGCCUUGUGACAAAUCUAUUUAAUGUUUAAUAACUCGUUUGUCAAUAUGGGGGAUUUAUAUAAUGUAUAAAGAUUCAUGGUAUGUAGUUUAUUGCCACUAAUACAAAGCUCGCCUCAGUAUUAUCUGACCUAAGUAGUGAGUGGAGGCAACAUAAUGAAGAACAGGUCACCAGAAUAUUUACUUUUGCAAUACUUCAUGCCUUAAGCUUGGUCAUAUUCAUCCAUAACAGUGACAUACCUCAGCUCCAUGAUCAUAGAACAUUUUCUUCACAUAUUGUAUCACACAGCGUAUCAAUGCCUUUCCCAUAACAUAGUGCUUCUUAUCUGUAUUAUAAGUUACAUUCUCUUCUUUUUUGUAAACACAGACCUACCAAAGAACACCAUAAUAACGAGUAUAUGACGAACAGUUGGUAAUAAAAGCAGAUGUUCCUCCUUCCCGUGGGUCGUGCAAAUAAAGGCGCUUGUCUCUGUGAAGCAGUGACGCUCAGGAGUUGAAAAAAUAAGCUUUCAGGACGUCUUUCCCAUCUUUCCCUUCCACCGAGGCCACGAUGCUGGUGUAGUCACUCGCAACAUGAGUGAACCCUCUGGUGACAGGGCACAAAAGAAGAAAGACACAAAAUUAGUAAAUGAACACAAGCUGACGGGCGAUGCACACGCUGUUUAUAAUCCAAUCAGACAAUGCUAACGUUUUGAUAUUGUAAUACCACGAAUCCAUCAAGACAUCAUUUAUACCAUGUGAUGACGAAUCAUUGGUUCAUCUCAAUAAAAUUGUAGAUCAUG